Molecule: messenger RNA, 1844 nt
Organism: Physella acuta
Lineage: Eukaryota; Metazoa; Mollusca; Gastropoda; Physidae
Product: kelch-like protein 40
Molecular function (GO): protein binding
Source: RefSeq, a predicted model, not a curated record
AAACUAAAACGAAUGUCAUUUUAGAUUCGAAAUGCUACGUGAAAGAAAUCUAAAUUCUACUCUACAACCAGCCAUGUUUUUGUUCGAUCGUCAUUCUGUAGUUGACUAUCAUAAGGACGACGCCCUACACGUAGCUAAGGAAGUCUGCAGAUGUUUCGAUGAAAACAAGGACAACUACACAGACUUUACCGUCAACGUUGGCAACACCAAGUUCAACUGUCACAAGUUUGUCUUAAGUUCCUGCUCUGGUUUCUUUGAGGCUCUCAUGAGGACAGAUAAGAGAUCAAAAUCAGAAUCAAGUUGUAUCAUACACGGAAUAACGCCAGAAAUAUUUGGUCUUAUACUGGAUGUUUUUUAUAAAGGGAAGCAUGUUUUAACUGAAGAAAACAUGGUUGAAAUGUGGCACGCGUCUACUCUACUGGAAAUCACAUUUUUAAUUUCGGAUUGUGAAAAAGUUGUGAAAGAUAAAAUAAAUUUACAAAAUUUCUGGCAAAUAUUUAUUGAAGCUAAGCUGUUGGAUUCUGUCGUCGUUUUGAAGAAAACUAAAGAGUUUAUGGUGGAUAAUUUUCAGAAGAUUGCUGAAUCAGACGUCUUGAUGCAACUUUCUUUUGAUGAUUUGAAAUAUAUUUUAAAACACGAUUGGUGUCUUAGAACUGAUUAUGUCGUGCAGGCAGUUUUAAAAUGGACGUGUUCAGAUGACUCUCAUCUGACUAGUUCUUCUAAUAAAUGUUCCAGCACGUCACAUGGGAAAGAGAUUGCUUCGACAUAUGACCAGGAUAACAUAACACUCCGCAGGUCAUACCUUGGUCAGUUGUUUGCUCGAGUUCCACUGAAACACACUUCCACGGAGUGCCUGAUCAAACUUUUGAACAAUAAAUUUGUCUUGGCAAAUUUUGGUGCCAUAACUCAAAUAACCAGGGUCGCAUCUAUUAGAGAAGUCGCCACAAAAACAAAAAUUCUUAACGUAGAAUCCAAAACGGCGAAUCAACGUUUUAAGACAGCUGAUGGAUUUCUAUUCUUCAUAUUUGUUCUGUACAUUUUGAAUUUCUCUUUUGGUUUUCAGUGCUGCUAAAGUGUUAAAUUAACAUACUAACUGUGCUGUUUAUAAUACAACAAGUUUCUCUGCUGCCAUACACAAACUACCCCCCAUCUACCCCUAAACCUAUCGAUAUUUAAAAAAAUGCUACCCAUUGCAAUUACUUUCUAAAGCACAAGUAUCAUUAGGCCUAAACAUUUGAUUUUAUAUUUUUAAAAACAAUAAUUUGAUUGUUUUCCUUUUUGAAAACUACAACGUAGAAUUUUUUUAUAGUAAACAUGUACAAACGUAUUUGGAACCACUCAUAAGUAUUUCUCAAGCUAAGUUGACUAACGGCACAGUUAAAAUAGAAACUUGACCACUGCCUUUACUGUAAUUAAAAACCUAUAUAUUCACAGACAAAAAAAACGCAUAUGUAAACACACACAAAUUCACACUUUUUAUAUUAUUCAAUUAAGUUUAUGGCCCAAAAUUUGUAGAUUUGUUUCAUGAAAUUUGUAAACAUGAUUAUUUAAUAAGCUGUCAUAGUUAGGCCGUCAAUCAAGUUUCGCCAUAAAAGAUUAGUAUUUGUUUUUAAGUGCUAUAGAACUGAUUUAAAGGAUACACAACGCCCAAUGAAAUAAGCGUAUCUGAUAUAAGGAAUUGAUCAACACUGAAGUGAACACAUUUUGAUUGUGAUCUACAUCAAUGACUGUAUGCUUCAGUGUGAUGUACAUCAUUGACUGUAUGCUUCUGUGUGAUCUACACCAUUUACUGUAUGCUUACGUGAUCUACAUCAUUGACUUUAUGCUUGAAUGUGAUCUACAUU